AGGAGGCGGCAGCGUCCCGGGCGGGCGGGAGGUGCACCAGCGGCGGCGGCAGCGGUAAAUCCUCCCGGCCGCUCACAGCACUGUGGAGCCGCGUCCCUAGCCCGGCCUCGGACCGCGGCGCCCCUCCUGCCCCUCGCGGCGGCUCGUCCGCCCGCCCCUCCCCCCGGCGCGCGGCCCUGAGGAGCCGGCCGGCCGGCCCGGCUCCCUCCCCGGCCCCGACGGGCGGGCGAGCUGCCCUGAGGAGGCGGGGAGGGGAGGGCUGGGCCGGCCGGCGGGCGGGCGGGCGACGAUGCCGAACUUCUGCGCGGCCCCCAACUGCACGCGCAAGAGCACGCAGUCCGACCUGGCCUUCUUCAGGUUCCCGCGGGACCCGGCCAGAUGCCAGAAAUGGGUGGAGAAUUGUAGAAGAGCAGACUUAGAAGAUAAAACACCAGAUCAACUAAAUAAACAUUAUCGAUUAUGUGCCAAACACUUUGAGACCUCUAUGAUCUGUAGAACUAGUCCUUAUAGGACAGUUCUUCGAGAUAAUGCAAUACCAACAAUAUUUGAUCUUACCAGCCAUUUGAACAAUCCACAUAGUAGACACAGAAAACGGAUAAAAGAAUUGAGUGAAGAUGAAAUCAGGACUCUGAAACAGAAAAAAAUUGAGGAAACGUCUGAAAAGGAACAAAAACAUAAGGAAAUAAACAACAGCAAUAUUCAGAACCCCAGUGCAGAAGAGGGGGGUGAAGAACACGAUGAAGACAUUUUACCUUUAACUCUUGAAGAGAAGGAAAAUAAGGAAUACUUAAAAUCUUUGUUUGAAAUUUUGAUUCUCAUGGGAAAACAAAAUAUACCUCUGGAUGGACAUGAAGCUGAUGAAAUCCCAGAAGGUCUCUUUACUCCUGAUAACUUCCAAGCACUGCUGGAGUGCCGAAUAAAUUCUGGUGAAGAGAUUCUAAGAAAGCGCUUUGAGACAACAGCAGUUAACACGUUGUUCUGCUCAAAAACACAGCAGAAACAGAUGCUCGAAAUUUGUGAGGGCUGUAUUCGGGAAGAAACCCUCAGGGAAGUAAGAGACUCGCACUUCUUUUCCAUCAUCACUGAUGAGGUCGUGGACAUAGCAGGGGAAGAGCAGCUGCCCGUGCUGGUGAGGUUUGUCGAUGACUCGCAUAAUCUGAGAGAGGAGUUUGUGGGCUUUCUGCCAUAUGAAGCUGAUGCAGAAAUUUUGGCUGUGAAAUUUCAUACGACGAUCACUGAAAAGUGGGGACUAAACAUGGAAUAUUGCCGUGGGCAGGCUUACAUUGUGUCCAGUGGAUUUUCUUCCAAAAUGAAAGUUGUUGCUUCUAGACUUUUAGAGAAAUAUCCCCAAGCAAUCUACACACUCUGCUCUUCCUGUGCCUUAAAUAUGUGGCUGGCAAAAUCAGUGCCUGUUAUGGGAGUAUCUAUUGCAUUAGGAACCAUUGAGGAAGUUUGCUCUUUUUUCUACCGGUCACCACAACUGCUUUUAGAGCUUGAUAGUGUAAUUUCUGUCCUCUUUCAGAGCAAUGAAGAAAGGGGUAAAGAACUGAAGGAAAUUUGCCAUUCUCAGUGGACAGGCAGGCAUGAUGCUUUUGAAAUUGUAGUCGACCUCCUGCAAGCACUUGUUUUAUGUUUAGAUGGAAUAACCAGUGACACAAACCUUAGGUGGAAUAACUGUGUAGCUGGCAGAGCAUUUGUGCUCUGUAGUGCAGUAACAGAUUUUGAUUUCAUUGUUACUGUUGUUGUUCUUAAAAAUGUGUUAGCUUUUACAAGAGCUUUUGGGAAAAACCUUCAGGGGCAGACCUCUGAUGUCUUCUUUGCAGCCAGUAGCUUGACUGCUGUUCUGCAUUCGCUAAAUGAAGUGAUGGAAAAUAUUGAAGUUUAUCAUGAAUUUUGGUUUGAGGAAGCCACAAAUUUGGCAACCAAACUUGAUGUUCAGAUGAAACUCCCUGGGAAAUUCCGAAGAGCUCAGCAAAGUAACCUGGAAUCUCAGCUGACUUCUGAGAUUUACUAUAAAGAAACUCUAAGUGUUCCCACAGUGGAGCACAUUAUUCAGGAACUGAAGGACAUUUUCUCAGAACAGCACCUCAAAGCUCUUAAAUGCUUAUCUCUGGUGCCCUCUGUCAUGGGUCAACUCAAAUUCAACACGUCAGAGGAACACCAUGCGGACAUGUACAGAAGUGACUUGCCGAAUCCUGAUACUCUCUCAGCAGAGCUGCAUUGUUGGAGAAUCAAGUGGAAACACAGAGGGAAAGACAUAGAACUUCCUUCUACUAUCUAUGAAGCCCUCCAUUUGCCAGACAUCAAAUUUUUUCCAAAUGUUUAUGCAUUGCUAAAAGUCCUAUGUAUUCUUCCUGUGAUGAAAGUUGAGAAUGAACGCUAUGAAAAUGGGCGAAGGCGUCUCAAAGCUUACCUGAGGAACACUUUGAGAGACCAAAGGUCGAGUAAUUUGGCUUUGCUUAAUAUAAAUUUUGAUAUAAAACAUGAUUUGGAUUUAAUGGUGGACACAUAUAUCAAACUUUACACAACUAAGUCAGAGCUUCCUACAGAUAAUUCAGAAACCAUUGAAAAUACCUAAGAGACUUUAAAAUAGGGUUUAUCUUCCAUUUGAAAGCAUCUUACAGAAAAGUUAUGAUGUAUGUAGGCCACCCAGUCACUGACUGUCUCGACCAGUAGAUCUCCCAUUGAGUAUGUUCAUUCAUACUCCUAGUUAAGUGGCUCCCGUUUGAAUUCAUGCUUUGGAGACUGAACUGUUCUAAAAGAUAGCAUUGAAAGUGUCACAUCACACUACUGUGUGAAAUCUGCUAGUGGCUCUUUGGAGUUGUUUUUAGUUAAGUCAUUUUAGACAUAACAUUAUCACUGUGGAUGUCAUAUUUGGGUAUUGAAUUACCAGUUCCUUGAAGAAAUGAAUUUUGGGGGCCGGCGCAAUAGUCCAGCGGGUAGGUCGUUUGCCUUGCACGCGGCCGACCUGGGUUUGACCCCCGGCAUCCCAUAUGGCACCGCCAGGAGUAAUUCCUGAGUGCAGAGCCAGGAGUAACCACUGAGCAUGGCUGGGUGUGACCCAAAAGCAAAAAAAAAAAAAAGAAAUGAAUUUUGAAGAUGUGUGGGAGGAAGGAAUUCAUUUUAUAAAAUGUUACAAUAAAGCUCACAACUGACUUUAGACUGGUAAGAGUUCUAAGUAUUACUAUUAAAAAUCUGUACUGGACAGUUAAGAGAAUUAUCAGAGAAAUGUGAGCUUGCCAAAGUGUAGAUUUUAAGUGUAGAUUUUGUCUUUAGCAAGUGAACUUAAAGAAACAGGUUAUAGUUUGAAUGGACAAGUCUGCCAUUGUUGUUCCAUAACUGGUUGUUGCUGUUUACAUUCCUUUGUUGAGCCUCCAUAAGCUUUUAGCAACUAUAUAUUGGACUUCUGUUUCAUGGUCAAGAGAGGAUCAGAGGCCAUGGAUACUGACAACUGAUUUGUUUUGCUUUCUUGUCUUUGCUCCAUGACUAUUAUCUACUGCCUCAUCUUGAUUUAUAAGUAAAACUUGGAGAACCCACAAGAAUUAUUGUUUUGUGGAUUUCCUGGGAAUAAUAUGAAAAUAUUGCUGUUAUUUUUGGUGAAGGAAAUCAAUUUUGUAUAGUUUAUUUCAACCUAAAUAAAAUGUGAAUUUUGUUUAAAGUUUGGGUACCUUAUUUUGGUGGGAACAAAAUGUUCUUGUGUUAAAUUCACUUUUGAAGCUAUUUUGAUUAUCAUCACAUUUGAAAAUAAAUUCUAUAUUUUUUUGCAUAAUUUUCUACUUGGGGUAUAUAAAAUAUUUUAAUUAAGAUAUCAAGUGCAAGGUUUACCUAAUUUUUUUAAAAAGUCAUGCAGUAUAUACUGUGACUUCUAUGUAAAUGGUUAUUGAUGGCUAAAAUGUUAAUGAACAUAAUUGCAGAGAUGAAUG
Sorex araneus (European shrew) is the source of this 3923-nucleotide messenger RNA. It is a transcript of the gene THAP12, whose product is annotated as THAP domain containing 12. The transcript is spliced from 5 exons. The record is from RefSeq and is a predicted model, not a curated record. Gene Ontology annotation, molecular function: protein dimerization activity. NCBI's taxonomy places the organism in Eukaryota, Metazoa, Chordata, Mammalia, Eulipotyphla, Soricidae. Bases 290 to 2578 code for a protein of 762 amino acids.